GGAGCCGGAGCCGGAGCUGGAGGCGGGCGAAACCGGAGCGGCCGGGGGCGGCCACGGUGAUGAGCCGGGCCUGGCGGACGCGGCGCCAUCGCAGUCAGGGGGAAGAGGCCCGGCACAGGGGACCUGCUGAGCCACGGCUGCUCCGCUCCAUGCUGGCUGCGCUGUCAGGCUGGCGCCAUGCCCCCCCCUGCAGAGGUGACGGACCCGUCCCAUGCCCCCGCCGUCCUGCGCCAGCUCAAUGAGCAGCGGCUCCGUGGCCUUUUCUGUGACGUCACCCUCAUAGCCGGAGACACCAAGUUCCCUGCUCACCGCAGCGUCCUGGCUGCUUCUAGUCCCUUCUUCAGAGAGGCCCUGCUCGCUUCGGCGCCACUGCCCCUCCCACCACUUACUGGGGGCUCAGCUCCCAACCCUGCUACCACCACAGCUGCCUCCUCCUCCUCCUCCUCCUCCUCCUCCUCCACCUCCUCCUCCUCUCCCCCUCCAGCCUCUCCCCCUGCUUCCCCCCCACCCCGGGUCCUGGAGCUGCCAGGGGUCCCAGCAGCGGCCUUCUCUGAUGUCCUCAACUUCAUCUACAGUGCCCGGCUGGCGCUCCCUGCUGGUGGCGGGGACGGGGCCGCCGUGGCCGAGAUCGGAGCUCUGGGGCGGCGUCUGGGCAUCUCCCGCUUGCAGGGCCUGGGGGAGGGAGGCGAUGCCUGGGUACCUCCUGCCCCAGCCCCUGUGGCCCCCUCGCAGCCUGAAGAGGGCGGCUUCGGGCCUAGACCAGCUGGAGAGUGGGAGGGUGACGGGGCCGAGGCCCAGGCCCCUGACUCCCAGCCCUCUCUGUCCCGGAGGUCCCUGCCCUGCCCCCGAUGUGGAAAAAGCUUCAUCCAUCCCAAGCGGCUGCAGACCCACGAGGCCCAAUGCCGCCGGGGGGCCAGCACGCGGGGGGCUGCAGGGCUGGGCCCCGGGAGUUCUGGCCCCGGUGGUCCCGCAGGAGUGGACGCCUCAGCGCUGCCCCCGCCGGUGGGCUUCCGAGGUGGCCCUGAGCACGUGGUGAAGGUGGUGGGUGGCCAUGUGCUGUACGUGUGCGCGGCCUGCGAGCGUUCCUACGUGACCCUGUCCAGCCUGAAGCGACACAGCAACGUCCACUCGUGGCGGAGGAAGUACCCCUGCCGCUACUGCGAGAAGGUGUUCGCCCUGGCUGAGUACCGCACCAAGCACGAGGUGUGGCACACCGGGGAGCGCAGGUACCAGUGCAUCUUCUGCUGGGAGACUUUUGUCACUUAUUAUAACCUGAAGACCCACCAGCGAGCCUUCCAUGGCAUUAGCCCGGGCCUCCUGGCCAGUGAGAAGACACCCAAUGGAGGCUACAAGCCCAAGCUCAAUACCCUCAAGCUGUACCGCCUGCUCCCCAUGCGGGCAGCCAAGCGGCCCUACAAGACCUACAGCCAGGGGGCCCCUGAGGCCCAGCUCUCUCCAAGCCUCCGUACUCCGGCCCCCGUGGCAAUGCCAGCCAGCUCCCCUCCCAGACCCCCACCUGCCCCCGAGCCUGGCCCCCCGCCCUCUGUCAUCACGUUCGCUCACCCGGCCCCCUCUGUCAUUGUCCAUGGGAGCAGUAGCAGUGGUGGGGCAGGAGGUGGGCCAGCAAGCACUGGAGGGUCCCAGGCCGCCUCCGUCAUCACUUACACUGCUCCCCCAAGACCCCCCAAGAAGCGGGAGUACCCACCCCCACCUCCUGAGCCUGCAGCCACACCCACGGGCCCUGCCACUGCUGUUUGCCCAGCCACCCCGGCAGGGCCAGCCUCGGCCUCUGCGGAGGAGGCCAAGGGCCGGAAUCCCCGGGCGGGGAGGACCCUGACAUACACAGCCAAGCCCGUGGGCGGGGUUGGUGGGGGCGGGGGUCCCCCCACAGGCCCUGGCCGGGUCCCCUCUCAGCUACAGGCUCCGCCUCCACUGUGUCAGAUCACUGUGCGAAUUGGGGAGGAGGCCAUUGUCAAGCGCCGCAUCUCAGAAACUGACCUGCGUCCUGGGGAGCUGAGCGGAGAGGAGGUGGAGGAGAGUGAGGAGGAGGAGGACGAGGAGGAGGACGAGGAGGACGAGGAGGACGAGGAGGAAUCGAAGGCUGGUGGGGAGGACCAGCUCUGGAGGCCCUACUACUCCUAUAAGCCUAAGCGCAAGGCCGGAGCCGCUGGCGGCAGCGGCGGCGGGGUGCCCCGGAGCCGCCGGCUCCCGCGCUGGAGGCAGAAGCUGGAACGGAGGAGCUGGGAGGAGACCCCAGCGGCGGCGGCGGCGGCGGCGGAGGGCCCGGCAGGGCGGGCCCGCGGCGAGCGGAGGCACCGCUGCGGGGACUGCGCCCAGACCUUCGCCACCUUGAGGAAGCUGCGCAAGCACCAGGAGGCCCACAGCGGGGGCUCGCACGGCUCCCGGGCCGGCCGGAGGCCCUCCACCCGCUUCGCCUGCCCGCAGUGCGCCAAGGUGUGCAAGACGGCAGCCGCCCUGAGCCGCCACGGGCAGAGGCACGCGGCCGAGCGGCCUGGGGGCGCGCCCACCCCCGUCAUCGCCUAUUCCAAGGGCAGCGCUGGCCCCAGGCCCGGCGAGGUCAAGGAGGAGGCCCCGCAGGAGAUGCAAGUCUCCUCCUCCAGCGGCGAGGCGGGCGGCGGGAGCGCGGCUGCGGAGGAAGCUUCCGAAACCGCUUCGCUCCAGGACCCGGUCAUCUCGGGGGGUGAGGAGCCCCCGGUGGCGGCAGGGGCGGGCAGCUACGCGUACCAGCCCGUGCAGGAAUUUCCACUGGCUCUGAUUGGGAGCGGCCGGGAGCCCGGCGGUGGCCGGGUGAAACCUGGGAGUGAGGGGCCAGUGGGAGCCCCAGAGGGGGACCGGAUGGAAGGGAUGGGGGCUGCCAAAGUCACCUUCUACCCUGAGCCCUAUCCACUGGUCUAUGGCCCCCAGCUCCUUGCCGCCUACCCGUACAACUUCAGCAACCUGGCUGCUCUCCCAGUCGCUCUCAACAUGGUCCUACCUGAUGAGAAGGGUGGAGGGGCCCUUCCCUUCCUACCGGGGGUCUUUGGCUACGCAGUGAAUCCUCAAGCAGCACCCCCUACUCCCCCGACUCCACCUCCCCUAACUCUUCCCCCACCAAUCCCCCCUAAGGGAGAAGGAGAAAGGGCAGGGGUUGAGAGAACCCAGAAGGGAGAUGUGGGGUGAGCUCUGGGGCCAGACCCCCCUUUCACCAGAUGCCACCCUCCCUGCACCCCCCACCACUACAGCUUCCUGGCCUCCCUGGCCCUUGGGAGCCCCUCCACACUCUUGUGCAGGGACUCGGGGGGCCCCUGGAGCUCAGGGGCCAGGCUGCUUUGUGUGAGAUUGUAGUUUUCCCAUCUCCUAGGAAGGGAUCUUUGGUGGUUCCCCCUCUCGAUCUUCCUCCAGGGAAUGGCCCCCAAGAGGGGCAAGGGCCAGCUCCCAUCCUUCUCAGCCCUCGGGGCACUGAGCAAUAUACUUAUCUGAAUCUCUACUCACAGCCCCCACCAGCUCUGAAUGUCUAACCUGCUCCCCUGAUUCGCAAACUUAGGGGGAAACCAUGGCUCUCACCUAAGGAGUGCCCCUAGUUCUCCGAAGCCUUCUCUAAGCCCCGCCCCAGAUGCUUCCUAGCACAUUCCAUUCUUUGUGGCCCAGAGCCUGGACCAGACCAUUGUGAUGCCCGACCCCCUCCCGUGGGAGCAGGGGUUUCCUCCCGUUGCUUGGAGAGGUCACGCCUUCCUUGGCUUCCAUGCCUUCGGAGCUUCCAUACUCCUCCCCACCCUCCUAGACUUCGGGGACAGCCUCUCCCAGUCCAGGUCAGGGCGGUGUUGAGGGAAGGGCUACCUUUCUGUUCCUGUCACCUGGGGCAGGGAAAGCACGGCCCUAUCUUGACCUCCAAAUCCAGUGAACCCCAGAUACUUCCAAGGCAAAGGAGGUGAAUAGAUCACACCUCUUCCUGCCUCUACGUAGAGCCUCUUCUGGGCUAAACCAGAUUUGGGGGCCAGAAGGGAAGAAAUCCACAUGGGUUGGAGAAGGGAAGCUACUUCCUCCCUGUUUUUUUUUCCCGCUGGUUUCUCCCAGACUAGACCAAAUAGCCAGAAAAAUGAUGGGGGGCUGGAUGGGUGGGUUACGCCCAAGAUUUGCACAUGACCUUCCAUCCUCACCGUUACCCCGUCUUUCCCAGUGUCGCUGCCCUCACCGAUCACUCCAGAUGGUUUUGGGGGAACCAUCCUAUCCUCCCGGUGGGCUUUGGGGUAUUCCCACCGGUUUUUCCCUCCAAAAUAGCACCUUACACCCCAUCUUUGACUCAGUUCCCCACACCCAAAGAUCCCAGCUUAGGGAUGGGGUGCAGGGACCUGCAGUAGUCCCUGACCCCUAAUUUGCACUAGUUAACCCUGGUCAGGGUCCCUGUACUUCCUUCCAGUGGGGGAGAUGAGGAAACCCUUGCUCCUGAUUCUCUGAAAACUGGGCCUCCCGCUCUGUGAUGGGAUGGACAUUUCCCAUCCUACCCACCACCUCCUACCCUGCAAAACAAAAGACAAAAAAAUAAAUAAAAAACAGCUCACAAAGGGGAGAGCCAGUUUAGGGGAGCAAAUUUAACACACGGGGAUUAGAGGAGUGCAGUUUCAAAAGGGGAAAAGUUGCUGCCACCAAAGUGGCCGCCUUUGACCCAGCUACUGUUUUUGUUGUUGUUGUUUUUUUGUUUUGUUUUGUUUUUGUUUUUUUGGGGUGGGAAGGGGGGCCAAGAUGGCUGCCCUCUCAGCAGAUGCUCAGAGGGCAAGAUGGUGGCUUUUGGAGGGCAGUGGUCCUGGGGGAGGGCCAGGAGCGUCCUCCCGCCCUCCCAGCGUAGAGGAAGGGGGAGAUUUGCGAGAGGCUCCCUGAAUGUUGACCACGGAGGAGUCACUCCUUCAGUCCUCCUCUGUCUCUUUGCACUUUCUUGGUGUUGGCCACAACCUGAGUGAAGAAUUUCCUACUGAAUGUACCAAGUUCCAAUUUUUAAGGGAGGGGGCGGGGAGUUUCAAACAGGGAAAAAGAACGCAAAAAAAGAAAAAAAAAAAAAAGAAAAAAAAUCACUAAAAAUUCCCACAAGUCUUGUUUCUGGCACUUUAGAAAAACUGCGGAAAAAGUACAUAAUAAAGAAUACAUAUAUAUA
Molecule: messenger RNA, 5146 nt
Organism: Lepus europaeus (European hare)
Lineage: Eukaryota; Metazoa; Chordata; Mammalia; Lagomorpha; Leporidae
Gene: ZBTB4
Product: zinc finger and BTB domain containing 4
Exons: 4
Coding region: 178-3180 (1000 amino acids)
Biological process (GO): regulation of immune system process; negative regulation of transcription by RNA polymerase II; regulation of cytokine production
Molecular function (GO): protein binding
Source: RefSeq, a predicted model, not a curated record